UCAGGGCCAGAUCACAGCCUGGAAGUGAGCUCUGGUUGAGCUCUUGGGAGCUUUAGGAUAAGGGGACUGGAGGGCUAUUCAGACAGACAGGAAAUAGGAAUUAAGAGGGAAAACAAUGCUGGAUUUGGAGCCAGAAGACAUGGAUUCCCAUGCUGGCUUUGCUCCUUAGCAGCUAUGGAGGCUGGGCAAGCUGCCUGGGUCUCCAAACCUCAGCAUCCUCAUCUGUAAAAUGGGGCUUUUGUUAGGCUCAAAGGAGGGAGAUAUAUAUAGCGAUGUCAAGAAAACUGUGAAGUGAGGUUUGCCUGUGAGAUAUGGGAGUUGGGGAAGAGGGCUAAUACUGCAGAGAACAAGUGACCAGGAGAGAGGAUAAAGGGACAGCAGAGCCACCGUGCCCUGCAAGGGGUGUGUCAGCCUCCGACAGAUGGUCCCUGAAGAGGGAUCAGGCUGGGGGGCAGUGACGUGCGCAGUGUUAACCCAAUACCCCUGGAGACUCCUUAUCCAGCCUAGGGGGGACAAAGGCCAUGUUUAGUAUCCCUUGGCUCUUGGGGCUUGUCCUGAGUGUAGCUUUGUAAACAAGCUGCACUACAGAUCUCAGGAUCGAGCCAUCUGAGCCCUGGACCUAGCUUGCUGGGCCAUCCCACCCAGGAGCUUCAUAGGCCUCUUACCAGCCCUUCUCAUGCAGAUGUUUGGAAGGAGAUAUCCUUUUCCAGAUGCAGCUGGACAAGGCCAGGGACAUAGCAGUGGGAUUUGAUCACUGUUGAUGUGAACUCUCCUGCAAGCUUCUCUCUUUGAGCAGCUGAUGAAAAUGAUCUAAGCUCUCAUGCCAAGAGGGCAGCCACAUGGGCUGAGACCCUCCUGGCGAACCACAUAGGCCCCCAUUCCACAAAGGCCUAGGAGGUAGGUUUUAUGGUGUCACUUCUGUGCUCCCCAGUGAUGCCAAAGAUGGGAAGAAGAGGGAGCUCAACCCUAGGCUCUGCUGUGCUCCAACACUUGCUGGGUACUGGGGCUACAAUGGGGAAUGAGACAGGCAUGGUUCUUGACCUCAGAGAGCCUACGCGCUUGGUGGAGAGAUAGACAUUAAUCAAAUAAUAUACAUAAAAAACAACAAAUGGGCAUACAUCUAUGAAUGCAGGAUGCUAGGAGGAUAGAGCAGGAGCUAUCUAGUGGGAGGGAGGAUGUCAAAAAAGCCUCCCCCAGGAAGCUGACCUUUGAGUUGAGUUCUGAACAGUGGUAGAAGGUACUAGGCAAAGAGCCUGAGGCUUGGGGGUGGGGAGACAGGGUGCAUCAGAGAACUCUAGGCUAGGGGAACAGUAUGUGCAACCACAGGAAGGAGUGGAGCAUUCACAGGCUGGAACACACAAAGCAAAGGAGAGUUGAGUCCAGGAGGUGACAAGAGCCAGCUGGGCCACAUGAAAAUGAUGGCCUUCACCCUAAAAGCGUUGGAAAGGCCCUGAGGAGUUUUAAGAGAGUGACAAAAUCAGAUGUGUGUUUAAAUGAUCACUGGGACUGUUUGUAGGGAGUGAAAGGGGUGCAAAGGGACCCAGCAGUAGAGUCAUGCAGCUGUCCAGGUGAGAGGUGACAGAGGUUUGGUCCUCCCAGCAGCAGUGGGAAUAAGCAGGACAGAGGUGAGAUGUAUCUCAGACUUGGAAUGGAAACGGGCACUUUUGGAUGAGCCAGAUGGCCAGGCCGCUGUCCACCCCCAGCCCUUCGCAGAUGCAAGCCAGGAAGAAACGCAGAGGGAUCAUAGAGAAGCGGCGUCGAGACCGCAUCAACAGCAGCCUUUCUGAGUUGCGACGCUUGGUCCCCACCGCCUUUGAGAAACAGGGCUCCUCCAAGCUGGAGAAGGCCGAGGUCCUGCAGAUGACAGUGGAUCACUUGAAAAUGCUCCACGCCACUGGUGGGACAGGAUUCUUUGAUGCCCGAGCCUUGGCAGUGGACUUCCGGAGCAUCGGUUUUCGGGAGUGCCUCACCGAGGUCAUCAGGUGCCUGGGGGUCCUGGAAGGGCCGAGCAGCCGAGCAGACCCCGUCCGGAUUCGUCUUCUCUCGCACCUCAACAGCUAUGCAGCCGAAAUGGAGCCUUCUCCCACACCCACUGGCCCCCUGGCCUUCCCUGCCUGGCCCUGGUCCUUCUUCCAUAGCUGUCCAGGGCUGUCAGCCCCGAGCAACCAGCUCACCAUCCUGGGAAGAGUGCCCGGUCCCGUCCUCCCCAGCGCCUCCUCUCUUGCUUACCCCAUCCCAGCCCUCCGAACCACUCCCGUGCGCAGAGCCGCUGGUACCGUCCUGCCAGCCCGGAGGAAUUUGCUGCCCAGUCGAGGGGCAUCUUCCACGCGGAGGGCCCGCCCCCUAGAGAGGCCAGCUGCCCCCCUGCCCGUGGCCCCCAGCAUCAGGGCUGCCAGGAGCAGCCACAUGGCACCCCUCUUACGAUCUUCUUCCCCCUUGCCCCCCAGCAUCGUGGGGUCCCCUGCUUAUGUGGCUGUUCCUGCCGCCGGGCCCUCUUCCCCGGGGGCAGCUGGGAGGCCAGCGGGAGCUGUGCUCUGCCACUCCUGGGUCUCUGAAAUCACUGAAAUCGGGGCUUUCUGAGCUGGCUUCUCCCCAGGAGUGAGGAGGGUUCUUUUUCCAGGAGCUCUAAAAACAGUGCUGUCUUCUGCCCUGCUUCCUGGCCCGGCUCAUCUCUCUGUGAAGGCAUCUUCCUCACCCGUCAGAGGCCCCUUCCUCCUUUGGCCCGUCUCCCCUCCUCACUGACUGUCCCAGCUUGCCAGUCCAGCUCUCCUGGAGCUGUUCUGAUCUUAGAGGCCUGGUCUCAUUUCUUACGUGGGACCGAUAAGUCCUGGGAGGGCCCCUACAAGCUUUGCCCAGACUCUUUCCUGUCCCGGCACACGGGGGGCAGCAGGCAUGAAUCUAAGGUCUAGGAACAAAGCUGGAACCUAAAAGGCACAAUGGCCUCAGGCCCCUGCUUGCCUAGAGAGUUCGGAACCCAGCCUGAGCAGUGACUGACUGGUGCGGCCUUCCCAGGCCCCCACAGUGUCUGCCUCCCUUCCGGAGCCAGUCGCAGAGCGGGGGCCACAAAGUGGUCUCUGGGGAAGCCCUGGCUACCUCUGCCCACCCCAUUGCAGUGAGCCACAGGACAGGCCCCCCUGUCCACCGCAACCAAGACUCGGGGCUUAGGGGCCCAGGAGGGCCUACUCGGGGGUCUUCCCUGCUGCAGACACUUUCCCUCCGGCUUACCCACAGUUCCCUGCAUAGAGAUGGGAGGUUUCUGGGCAGCAAUAAGGCUCUAAAACAGGGGGUCCUUACCACCAGGCCUGGGACAGCGCUCCCAGACAAGAGCCUGGAUGGAGCAGAGAACCCAGCUCCCUGCCUCUCACACGGUCACCAUCCUCCAGAUGCCUGGUCCCUGCUGGGUGCACAGCGUGGAGGGUCACGUUCCCAUGUGAUGGCGCCCCAGGAGGAGCCCUCUGGGGAUUCAGCACCAGACGUUUGUGCUGCCUGUUUUGCAUCCGGCUCACAGAGCCCAGACUGUGGGACAGCCAAGGGCUGUCAGGCGGGACAAAAAUAACUGCAAGGAGGGGCGAGAGGAAGGACAGUCAGAGGCGGCUCGGCCCUUCAAGGUCAGGCGGCGGGUCAAGGGCCUGAGAUCCUGUUCACCCGGGAUGCCACGCAGCCGGCUCUGCUCAGAGGCCAUUUCAUGACCCAGCUCCAGCCCUGGCCGCUUGUCCUCUAACGGAGGGAACAAAUGGCCUGGCCACCAUUCCCGGCGGAAGAGCAGAGACCGGACAGGAUUGGGGCAGAUGUGGGACUGACAUUCAGCUGGACCCGUGUUGCCAGGCCAGUUGUUAAAAUGUGGAGCCACUUCUGUGCUUGUUGGCAAAUACCUGCUUCCCUUGAGGGCCUCUAAAUGCCCCCCUGCCCCGUGUGGCUUUCCCCCAGGACCCCGCGCUGAUUAAUGCCCGGCCGACCGGACGGAGGCUAUGGCGUCCUCCAGCCGGCAAUCCUUGGUGCUUAUUCGCACGGUUAGUAAAUACUUCUUUCGAAUGUCACCCCUGGGAAGAUUCUUUCACCCCCACCCUUUGAUGGAACUACCCUCCCCAGAGACUAAAUUGAGGAGAUCCUUGGGCUCAGACAUAGAGUUUGCUAAAAACCCUGGGGGAAAGGGCCCUUUUGGAGAAAUGGGGCAGAGGGCAGAGAUCAUUUAAAUGACCCAGAAAUCUCUUUUGAAAAGGCCAAUUCCUCCAGGAGGCAUGAAGAGCUAAUGUAUUCUUUCAGUCCUCAGUGUUGGUUCGAUCAGAUUUCUGUCCUCCUGGAGGCAUCCAAGAUGUGCAGCUGCGGGGAGAGAGGGCAGCGUUUCAGGGAGUGGGUCACCAGCCAGGAGUGCUCCUGAUGGAGACAGACAGCGAGGGCAAGUCAGCAGUCUCCCAGGAGUUGGGAAAGGUGGGCAGAGGGAGGUGGCAGAAGGCAGAGCCCGACUUCACCUUUGUCCCAAAGGGCAGGAAGAACUUCCCUGCUCCUGUUCCUAAUCUUCCUCCCGCCCCUCCUCCUCCUCUCCUGGGCUAUCCCAGCUGACGGCUCCCUGCUCCCAGGAUGCCAGGUCAGUGCUGCAGUCCUGCAAUUUUGCAACUUCAUAGCCUGAGAAUACGGGAAACCCAUUUCCAUGUUUCCAGGACCCAAUUCCAGAAGAAUUUGUUGACACCAUUGAAUGAGGUGGAAAUGGCACAGAACUUUCAGCAUCUGAGUUGAUCUUGGGUUUAUUGUCCCCAAGAGAUGGUGGGUGGGAAAGGUGACUAUGUAUUUGUUUUUGUGGUUGAGGACUUGUAUCUUUUGUUUCUGUUCCCAAGCCUUUCUGGUGUCCCCGACUCCUACCCCCUUGGUGGGGCUGUAGCAGGCAUCCAAUAAAGUUGUUUUAGUUCUUCUAAAAA
This is a messenger RNA of Ailuropoda melanoleuca (giant panda), 4913 nucleotides long. RefSeq names its product hes related family bHLH transcription factor with YRPW motif like (gene HEYL). Bases 1669 to 2580 code for a protein of 303 amino acids. The transcript is spliced from 5 exons. Lineage: Eukaryota; Metazoa; Chordata; Mammalia; Carnivora; Ursidae. The record is from RefSeq and is a predicted model, not a curated record. Gene Ontology annotation, biological process: regulation of DNA-templated transcription. Gene Ontology annotation, molecular function: DNA binding; protein dimerization activity.